Molecule: messenger RNA, 387 nt
Organism: Prorocentrum cordatum
Lineage: Eukaryota; Dinophyceae; Prorocentrales; Prorocentraceae
Source: the annotation of a GenBank genome assembly
AUGGACUACACCGCCAGGGUCCAGCGCAUCCAGCACUUCGCCGCCCAGGUGUCCCACAAAAAAGAGAUGACGCUCUUCGUCGACAACGUCGGCCCCGAUUGCUCGAAGUCCCAGGUGCUGUCAUGGCUCGACUCCAACGGCUUCCAGGACACCUACGACUACAUCUACGUCCCCCGGUGCUUCCACACGCGGAAGAGCACGGGCCAGAUGUUCAUCAAUUUCUUCGUCAUGGAUGCGAUCAACGAGUUCAUUGAGGCCGUGAUUGCUGCCGACUUCGGGGCCGGCCGCGCCCUGAGGGUGCAGCUAUUCAGCUGCGUGCGGCAAGACCCGCCGCCGUGCCAGAGCAGCCUUUUUGUGUGGCGGCGCUUUGAGCGCCCACGGCCGUGA